Messenger RNA from Metarhizium brunneum ARSEF 3297, 1119 nucleotides. It is a transcript of the gene erp38, whose product is annotated as Protein disulfide-isomerase erp38. NCBI's taxonomy places the organism in Eukaryota, Fungi, Ascomycota, Sordariomycetes, Hypocreales, Clavicipitaceae. Gene Ontology annotation, biological process: protein folding. Gene Ontology annotation, molecular function: protein disulfide isomerase activity. The record is from RefSeq and is a predicted model, not a curated record. Gene Ontology annotation, cellular component: endoplasmic reticulum.
AUGGUCCUCAUCAAGAGCCUCGUGCUCGCCGCCGUGGCCGCCGUUGCGACCGCCAGAUCCGCCGUCAUGGAUCUUACUCCUGCAAACUUCGACAAGGUAGUCCUCAAGUCGGGAAAGCCUACACUUGUUGAAUUCUUUGCCCCCUGGUGCGGCCACUGCAAAAGCCUGGCUCCCGUGUACGAGGAGCUCGCCGUCGCCUUUGAACACGCCAAGGACAAGGUACAGAUUGCCAAGGUCGAUGCCGAUGCCGAGCGGGAGUUGGGCAAGCGUUUUGGAAUCCAGGGAUUCCCUACGCUCAAGUACUUUGACGGAAAGUCAGAUAAGCCCGAGGAGUACAAGUCUGGCCGAGACCUGGAGAGCCUGACCGAGUUCCUGACGGAGAAGGCUGGGGUCAAGGCUAAGAAGAAGCUGGAGAUGCCUAGCGAGGUUGUGAUGCUUACUGAUAAGAGCUUUGCGGAGACUGUCGGAAGUGAAAAGAAUGUGCUGGUUGCGUUUACCGCUCCUUGGUGCGGGCACUGCAAGAACCUGGCACCCACGUGGGAGAGCCUUGCUGCCGAUUUCGUCGGUGAGGCCAAUGUUGUCAUUGGCAAGGUUGAUGCCGAAGCUCCCAACAGCAAAGCCGUGGCCACCGAACAGGGUGUCACUUCUUACCCGACCAUCAAGUGGUUCCAAGCUGGAAGCAAGACGGGCGAGAGCUACGAUGGUGCCCGCUCUGAGGACGACUUCAUCAAGUUCAUCAACGAGAAGGCUGGAACGCACCGCGUUGUCGGCGGUGGUGUUGACCGUGUUGCUGGAACCAUUGCCGUCCUUGACGCGCUGGUUGCCAAGUUCACCGGCGGCGCCAAGUUGGAGGAUAUUGUCGGCGAGGUUAAGAGUGCCGUGGAGAAGUUCAACGACGAUGCCAAGUAUGCCUACGCCAAGUACUAUGUCCGUGUCUUUGACAAGCUGAGCAAGAGCGAUAAUUAUGUCUCCAAGGAGCUCUCAAGACUCGAGGGCAUCUUGGAGAAGGGUGGCCUGGCCCCGUCUAAACGUGACGAGAUUCAGAGCAAGACCAAUGUUCUGCGCCGCUUCGCUGAGAAGGCUGCUGAGAAGGCCGAGGAGCUCAAGGACGAGCUGUAA